This is a messenger RNA of Electrophorus electricus (electric eel), 2710 nucleotides long. RefSeq names its product R3H domain containing 4 (gene r3hdm4). The record is from RefSeq and is a predicted model, not a curated record. Gene Ontology annotation, molecular function: nucleic acid binding. NCBI's taxonomy places the organism in Eukaryota, Metazoa, Chordata, Actinopteri, Gymnotiformes, Gymnotidae.
UAUCCAGUUCCCUAUCGACGAAUAGUCUCAACCAGCUAGGGAGCUGGCUGGUUUCAUGAGCUAAAAUUAGCUUUUGAGACAGCUUUUUCCCCACAGGUCAUCCAGCUAUUUACUUCUGUGCUAACUGUGCUUAGCUCGAAGAUUGAGAAAUGGUUGUUCUUAAUAACAAUGAAGAACAAGACACAAUCUUGAUAGAACAGCACUGCAAUUCAUUGCCCAGCUCUCCUGCCAAACGUGUCUCUCCAGCCAAAAAGAAGCAGUUCUUUAUAAGCCAGGCCAUACGUAAUUCUGACCUCACGCCCAAAGCCAAGGGCAGAAAAAGUCUGAGAAGACAAGAGAAUACACGCUAUUUGGAUAAUCUUCUGGAGCGGGAUGAGUGCUCCAAAGAUGAGGCUGAGGUGUGCGAGACUGCCUCACCCUCUGUGUUCACUGAAGCUUGCACCAAUGGAAACUAUGUGGAGUAUUGGAGUGACUUCAUGAACCGCUCAGGAGAGGAGCAGGAGAAACUUCUGGCCCUGCUAGAGGAGGAGGCACAAAGGAGAAACUCCAGCAAGGCCACCAAAGACCAAAGAGAGUUGAACCCUGCCUUCAGUGCUCAGGAAUGCUUCCAAAGAAUUGAUCGGAGGUUGCGUGCAACAUUGAAACGCAGACACAUUCCUAUAGGGACACUAGAGCUUUUGGAGACUGACUUGCUGACGUUCUUUGAAGCUCAGCCACACUCAAUCUACAUCACCAAACUUGGCAGCAGUUUUGAGAGAUUGUUGCUUCAUGCUCUCUGCCAGUAUAUGGACCUUGUGUCAGCCAGCUCUGACUGUAAUGGUGCUCGACAGACAAAAGUUGUGAACAAACAGGACGAGUUCCUCCCUCCUUGCCCAUUGCUUUCAGCUUAUUUGGAACAGAUGAGCUAAGAGGACUGCAACCUUCCAGCACUGCCACAUAAACUGGCCAGUAUGAAUUUCACAAGGAAUUUAAAAAUGAACAGGCUUGUAAGCCUGGUGAUUGCUUGUUAGAAAGGCUUAGUUUAAGGGAAUGGGCCACCAUGUUCUUUUAUAGAAUCAUGCACUAGCUACCUAAAUGGUUGGUUGCUGGAAUUCUUAUGUCAGUGUACAUAGUGUUUUUACUAUUUUUUAUGUUUCAGAUUGUCAUUUAUGUUUUUGAUAAAACAUAAUGAACUGCAGUCUACACUCAGAUUACUGCCUUGGCAGAUAUACUGUUUUGUCAUGGAGGGCUUUUAUAGGUGCUAUCAGUGAAUUUGCCUAUUGCCAGUUCUUAUUACUAAAUCAAAUUAUGCAUAAUAAAUGAAUAACAUAAUAAAAUGACAUGACAUUGAUUUGAAGUGUAUGGUACUGCUAAAAGUGAUACUAAGCAUUAUUUGUUAGUUUUUUCCCCUGUUGUUCAGGCCCAAAGUUGAAGCAUGUACAUUUUGCAUUACAGUUUUAAAAUCCUGGAAUAGGUAUGGGCUGAAGUGGGUACAACCCUUUACAUCUAUAUUAUAUGAUUGUUGCAUGAAUAAAACUGUUGAGCUGAUGCAAAGGAGUGUUUGCAAAUAUCAUACUGAUAGCAUCUUUAAGUUCUUCUUUCCAAAUCAGUUACACAACUUUCCCCACCACAAAGUUUACUGUUUUCACAAGACCACAAUAAUGCUCAGUCUAAUCAUGCGGCACAAGAUUAUUUAAUCAUGAAAAGUGUGCUAGUUUAGGGUGUCUGGGGUUCCCAAAGUGGAAGAGAAACAAACCAGAGAUCCUGAUGGUUAAUUAAAACUAGAAGUAAAAAAUAAAUAACAAUACUACAUAUCACAUCAUAAUAUCAGUCUUAGCUGCAGUCCGUUUUAUCCUAUUGCCUCAUACAGCAUCAUAUUGUAGUGUUGGAUACAGGGCAUAUACAUUUUAGCAAAAUUGUUACCAAAUCUUUUGUGAUCUUAUAAUGAUGAUGGUUUUUGUGAUCACAUGAUGCUCAAAUGUGCUCAUUUUCAUACUAAUAAUAGGAGAUGUGAAAGAAGUGUUAUUCUACUUUGAGGUGGCUUGAAAAGUAGGCAUGUCCUACAAGGUUAUACUUAGUUAUGCUAGUCUUCUGGGCAAGGCCUAUAACGUCAGAAGACUUGUAAUCCCCCCCCACCCCCCCGCAAUCUGUCUUGACGCUAAUAUAUAUUUUACCAUCUUGGAUUCACAACUAAGCCUUACAGGUGCAUGCCAAUGUGUCAGUACUUUUUGUAUAAUACAUUUAUAAAUCAAGACUUAUUGUGAUUACAUCUUCAAUAAAUCUUGACAUUUUAUAUUGUCAAGUGUCUGAACACUUGACCAGCCAAUGGUGUUGCAAACCAAAGUGCAAGUUUGUCUGUGUUGGGGCACUCAUUUUCUCAGGCAUCAACCUUUAUGAAUGUGGAUUUCUACAUGCAUUCAGCACAUUUGCAUUCAUGUAAAGCCAAGAGUCAUGCAUUUUGCUGGGCUCUGUGGGCAUAACUUAAUAUUUAGACUGGUGUGCCUGUAGAUGGCUGUUGUAAUAUAUUGGUGAUUCUCUACACGGAUAGCUAGCUUCAUUGUGUUUAGAAUGCUUCAGUAUGUGUUACGUUGUAUGUGCAACAACUGUUUCUGUUCGGUAUCAAGUUUUAAGUUAAAGAAUAUUUUGAAUGAACGUUGUAUAAUAUGGAUGCAAGCCAUGAGUGAGCUAUGUAUGUAGGAUAUGAAUAAAUAGUCAAAUAAGUUGACUUGAA